AUGUCCUUGAUCCUUUUUGCCUGCGUGGUAAGGGUGAGGGAUGGACUGCCCCUCUCGGCCUCCACUGAUUUCUACCACAGCCAAGACUUCCUGGAAUGCAGGAGACGCCUCAAGACUUUAGCCUCGCGACUGGCCCAGUAUCCAGGUCGAGGUUCCGCAGAAGGAUGUGACUUCAGCAUCCACUUCUCUUCUGCAAGGGACGUGGCCUGCAUGGCUAUCUGCUCCCUCCAGUGUCCGGCAGCCAUGGCCUUCUGCUUCCUGGAGACCCUGUGGUGGGAAUUCACAGCUUCCUAUGACACCACCUGCGUCGGCCUCGCCUCCAGGCCAUAUGCCUUUCUCGAAUUUGACAAUGUCAUUCAGAAAGUGAAGUGGCAUUUUAACUAUGUAAGUUCCACCCAGAUGGACAGCAGCUUAGGAAAAAUUCAGGAGGAACUCAAGUUCCAGCCACCAGUGGUUCUCACCCUGGAAGACACAGAUGUGGCCAAUGGGGUGAUGAACGGACACACACUGAUGCACCUGGAGCCAGCCCCUAAUUUCCGAAUGGAACCAGUGACAGCCCUGGGCGUCCUCUCCCUUAUUCUUAACAUCAUGUGCGCUGCCCUGAACCUCAUUCGUGGAAUUCACCUCGCAGAACAUUCUUUACAGGUUGCACAUGAAGAAAUUGGAAAUAUUCUGGCUUUUCUUAUUCCUUUUGUAGCCUGCAUUUUCCAGUGUUACCUGUACCUGUUCUACAGUCCAGCCAGGACUACGAAGGUGGUGCUGAUGCUGCUCUUCAUUUGCCUGGGCAACGUGUACCUGCAUGGGCUGAGGAACCUCUGGCAAAUCCUCUUCCACAUAGGAGUGGCUUUCCUGUCUUCGCAUCAGAUACUGACAAGGCAGCUUCAGGACAAGCAGUCUGACUGCGGAGUGUGA
Rangifer tarandus platyrhynchus (Svalbard reindeer) is the source of this 912-nucleotide messenger RNA. The record is from the annotation of a GenBank genome assembly. NCBI's taxonomy places the organism in Eukaryota, Metazoa, Chordata, Mammalia, Artiodactyla, Cervidae.